UCUCACGACACACAUUCAUUUGUUAAGCUCGUGAUAAAGCAACUUGGGUUCGGUUUCUAGAGAGAAGGGAAAACGGAGGAAAAUGGUGUUCAGAUUCGCCACCUUCGAUCCCGUCCAAGAUCCCGACGAUUUCAACCCGGCUUUUCCACCUACUCCGUCGUCAUCACCCUCCGUAGCACUCUGUCAGCCAUGCGAAUACACUUGCACUUUCACCAAAACCAUUGUCACCCGACUUGUUUCUGCCGGUGCUUCUCUUGUCUUGGCAGCCCCUGCUUUUGAAUUUCACGAUGAUGAGAUUCGAGACCGAUUCACAGAGACGCCAUUUCACGGUAUCAACUUUGAUGUCCGUCCAGAAUUUCAUCAAAGACAGCUUAAAGAGUUUACUCUGAAGGAGUUGAAGGCAGCCACCCGAAAUUUCAGCAACAAGAGAGUUAUAGGGAGAGGCGGAUUUGGUGAAGUCUAUGAGGGUCAAUUAGCUGAUGGCUCUCUAGUGGCAAUCAAAAGAUGCAAUGCACAAAGCAAUCGAGGUAUCUUAGGGUAUAAAAGAGAAGUAAUGAUCGGUAGCAUCGUACCCCCACGUCACAAUCUGCUUCCCAUGGUCGGAUUUUGCGGAACACCAAAAUGCAGGGAGCUAAUUCUCGUCUGCCCCUUGAUGAUCAAUAGAAGUGCAGCAUCGUGCUUAAGAGAGCGACCCGAGGCACAACCCCCGCUGGACUGGCCUACCCGCAGAAAAAUAGCUGCGGGCGCUGCGAGAGGGCUGUCCCAUCUGCAUGAUCUGAACAUAGUGCACCGAGAUAUCAAAGCUGCAAACAUUCUGUUGGAUGAGGAAUUUGAGCCUCACAUUGGAGACUUUGGGUUGGCCAAGUUCAUCCACCGUAGGCACGGUGGAUACUUUGAGGAUGGCAUCGAGGAGGCAGCCGUGCUUCCGAGGAACAAAUCCGAAGGAGGAUCCCACGGUGAAUAUUCUGAUGACACGACAGCGAUAUGUGGCACAAGAGGACAUAUUGCGCCAGAGUAUAUCAUUACCGGGAAAUGCUCAGUGACGAACGACGUCUUUGGUUUUGGGAUAAUGCUUCUAGAACUCUUGAGCGGACAAAGUGCUUGUGAUCUUGCAAGGCUUGCAGAUGACGCGGAUAUGGGGUUACUCGAUUGGGUAAAAGGGCUUCUGGUAGAGCGUAGAUGGGCAAUUCUAGUCGAUCCCGAUCUGCAGGGUGAGUUUGAAGAGGAGAUAGAGAAAGUGAUCCAGCUGGCUCUUUUGUGCACACAAAUAGACCCAAGAGAACGACCAUCCAUGGCACAAGUAGUCCGAAUUCUCGAAGGCCAUAGCAUCGAGGGGAGAUGGGAGAAGUAUUAUUUGAAGUAUCAGCAUCUCUCGUGGAACUUCGGAAGGCUUCAAGGGAAUGCGGACGUCUCCUCUUCAUUACUCAUUCCUGAAGAAUUAUCCGAACCCAGAUAAUUAAUUUCUUGACCUAAGAACCCGGCCCCUUCUACUUACAGCAAUCUCCCAAAAGAUUUGAGUGAUGGGAGCGGAUGUUAACUUAUAUAUCAGUCAACAGAAUUUCUCCUAAUUCAUAUGAGGCUUGAAAUGUCAUAGUUGAUGUGUAGCUAAGCUAGAUAUCACAAAUAAUAAGAGAAAUGUGAUCGAUUACAAUAAGAAGAAAUUUAUUACC
This is a messenger RNA of Syzygium oleosum, 1670 nucleotides long. RefSeq names its product somatic embryogenesis receptor kinase 1-like. Lineage: Eukaryota; Viridiplantae; Streptophyta; Magnoliopsida; Myrtales; Myrtaceae. The record is from RefSeq and is a predicted model, not a curated record. Bases 83 to 1456 code for a protein of 457 amino acids. The transcript has a single exon. Gene Ontology annotation, biological process: protein phosphorylation. Gene Ontology annotation, molecular function: protein kinase activity; ATP binding.